CGUUGAACUUGAUCCUCCCCCGACAGCUGCUCAUCCUCAAGCUCUGAUUACAUAUAUCUACAGCUGCUCAUUGUAAAGAUGCCAGGCCGUGUCCGUCCCUCGGCCAUCGCGCAAAUCUUCACAGAAGCUCAAUCAUCGCGCAUCUCGCGCAAGAAUGCAGUUCUCCUCAAACAAGACCUGCUCCAUAACGAGCGCUUCACUCAAGAGUUCCUAUCGCUCCUCAAUCGUGUGCUUGUCCUUAAAAAGGCAGAUGCCAAUGCAGACCGCAUCAUCAAACUAACUGCGCUGUUUGUUUCUGUUUUGGAUGCUACGGAAGAUGAAGCCGAGCAAGAAUUGUUUGGCGAAUUCACGGCUGACCUCGUCCAUCAUCUGUUGCGUGGUAUGGAAUCAAAGGAGAAGAAUGUGCGUUAUCGUGUUGUGCAGCUACUUGCAUUCAUCAUGUCUUCUGGUCUCUCCGAGAUUGACGAAGAUCUAUUUAAGCAGCUUGAAAAAGCACUCAUUCGUCGCGUACGAGACAGGGAAGCGAGCGUGCGUGUGCAAGCGGUCCUUGCACUGUCUCGCUUCCAGGCUGAUAUGAAUGACGAGGAAGAAGAAGUCGAUGAGGAUGAAGACUCGACCAAAAUAACUGAAGUCAUGCUGCACCUACUACAACAUGAUCCAGCAGCCGAGGUACGCAGAGCAGUGUUGCACAACCUCAGUCAGAGCCCUGCAACCUUGCCAUUCUUGUUAGAACGCGCGCGUGACCUGGAUCCCAUCAUGCGCAAACACAUCUACACCACUGUCCUACCUUCCAUCCAAGGCUUCAAACCCUUGUCCAUCAGCAAACGCAACAAGCUCCUCAAAUGGGGUCUGCGAGACCGUGACGAAUCUGUGCGCAAGGCAUCGGAAAAGAUGUUUGCAGUAGAUUGGCUCAAUCUCGCCCAUGGCUCAAUUCUUGAGCUGCUGCAACGUCUCGAUAUCGUCAAUAGUACUGUCGGUGAAGACGUCAUGCGAGCCUUCUUCAAGAUUCGCAAGGAGUUUGUGGAUAGUAUCCAAUUUGAUGAAGAAUUCUGGCAAGACUUGAACCCGGAGAGUGUCUUCCUGGCGCGCUGCCUGAAUGAUCAAUGCACAACGGAAGGGAUAGAUUUGUCUGAUAAACUUCCUGAACUCUCGGAGCUCUCUGAACUUGUCAUGAAGCAAGUACAGCUUGCGCUAACCCAAGAAGAUGCGGACAAGGUCGACACAGAGUUUGUCAUUGAGAAUCUGCUCAAAAUUGUGCAGAAGUCAGACUUCUCAGAUGAGAUUGGUCGCAGGCGCAUUCAAUCUACCGUGCAUAUGAUCUUGCACGCACAGCUGUCUGACAACGUGCAGACACUUGCAGUCAAUGCAUUGAGCAAGAUUGCCGUGAACGAGGUGGAGUACGUCAGUAUUGUGCGGGAGGUGGUGACGGAUCUUUAUGAUGAACUCGAGGAUGACCCUGAAGAGGCUUCAUUCCACUCUGCUGAGUCAGGCACACCAAAUGGCAAAGAGGAGACGAGUGGCGAAGUGAAGUACAUCCUCACAACACUACGGGCACUCAACCUCGUGCACGCACUGAUCCUCAACCUCACAGGAACGCUCGCAAGUAAUCCAAAGCUGACGGAAGUUUUGAGCAGCAUUAUUCAUCCUGCCGUUCGUUCACAUGAAGGCCCUAUUCGUGAGCGUGGUAUCGAGUGCUUGAGCUUGAUUUGCCUCUUAGACAAGAAGACGGCCGAAGAGAACAUGGAUUUGUUCAUUUACUGCUUUGCAAAAGGACAUGAAGAGAUGCGCAUCUUGGCGAUUCGAAUUGUGACUGACAUCCUCAUGGCGCAUCCAGCACUACUCAAAACGGUCAUCGCAUCGACCGAUGAAGAAGAGGCCGAACAAUCAUCUCCAGAGGAAGGUUUCGUCCGCAUGUUCUUGAAGGCUUUUGAGAAUGACGACUUUCCAGAGGUUCAAGCGACCGCUGCAUUGUCCGUCUCAAAGUUGCUCCUGCACAACAUCCUUCUGCCAGACUCAGUCAAUGCCCGUGGACUGCUCAAGGAGAUGGCAACGCUAUAUUACUCCCCUGCGUCCUUUGACAAUCAAUCACUCAAGCAAUGCCUGGCCUAUUUCUUCCCAGUGUACUGCUACUCAUCAGCGCAGCACCAAGAAGCAUUUGCGACUGUUGUCGUGAGCGUCAUGCGCCGCGUUUCACGACAAUACGAAGAACUGGACGCUGAGGAACGGCAAGAGAUGGCAGCAUUGACGAGUGUUGGCGCGCAACUCAUGGAAUGGACAAACCCGCUACGACUUGCCAAUUUGCCUGCCCAGUCCAUGGAUAGCGUUCAAGCUUGUCAAGUCGUCCAUAUUGCGCCUGGUCUUUUGAAACGACUGGGCGUUUGCAAGAAGGAGGAAGGCCGUGUCCUUGCAUCUAUGCUCGGCAAAGUGCAUCUUCCGCGACGAUUCGAGCAGGAACAGAUUGAAACGGCAGUGGAGGAUUUGGAUGAUGUAUUGGAACGAUGCAGUGAUAUGGUCACGAAGCGGAGUCUUGUGCGUUUCAAAGCAGCGAUGGACAAGGCGCUUGCAAGCCAGGACAGCGAGACGGUGGUUGGAGAUGGCGACAAGACAAGUGCUGCUGCGGAUGAAGAGGAUACUGCGACUGUCAACGGCGAUGUCACUGCUGCUGGGGACAUCACAGUCGUUGCAUAGUGCAUACUUAAAUACUGUAGGAUCAAGUUGACGCUGCCAGCCCAUCUCGCCAGUCACAAGAAAAAUUUAUGGCCGCGACCUCGACCAAACCUGCACCCGGGCACAGAGCAACCUGCUUUCCCCGAACAGCCCCCAGUGCCCCAUCUACAGAGGCCCUGUAGCGAGAGAGUCGUGCUUGCAUCCUUCAUUGAGCCAGUUAGAGGCUACAAUACAUUCAUUUAGAGAUGGCAGAGCAGGAGCCAUACAACGACGAGACCGCUGACCAGGCCCCACAACGUAAGACAUGCAUCGCACGCCCGUCUCAAGGUGGUACGUAAGCUGACAUCUGGUGUAGAGCUCUUUACCAUCACCGUACAGCUGCCUCAGUCG
Messenger RNA from Protomyces lactucae-debilis, 3057 nucleotides. RefSeq names its product nuclear condensing complex subunit. Gene Ontology annotation, biological process: mitotic chromosome condensation. Bases 79 to 2688 code for a protein of 869 amino acids. The transcript has a single exon. Lineage: Eukaryota; Fungi; Ascomycota; Taphrinomycetes; Taphrinales; Protomycetaceae. The record is from RefSeq and is a predicted model, not a curated record. Gene Ontology annotation, cellular component: condensin complex; condensed chromosome.